This is a messenger RNA of Rotaria sp. Silwood1, 1371 nucleotides long. Lineage: Eukaryota; Metazoa; Rotifera; Eurotatoria; Philodinida; Philodinidae. The record is from the annotation of a GenBank genome assembly.
AUGACUAGUUAUAUGGAUUUCAAUGAAACCACAACAACAGCAAUAAUUAUGUUAAAAAAUGAAUCAACAACAAUAAUAACAUCAAUUAAUGAAACAUCAUUAGAUGAUCUUUGUAAAAAUUUUCAUCUUAUUGUUUUUCUUUGUAUUAUAUUUAUAUUAAUUGUUUCGGCAAAUAUAUCUGUUAUUCUACAAUUAUGUUGUUCCAAAAAACGUCGUAGUCGAAUGAGUUUUUUUCUAUUAAAUCUUGCUUAUGCUGAUCUAUUUGUUGGUAUUAUUAUUGUUACUCGUGAUAUUAUUGAAAAAAGUUGUAUACCAUUUGUACUCGGAACUAUUGGUUGUCGAUUGAUUAGUUUUAUACAAGGUACAAUUGCAUAUAAUUCAAGUUAUGUACUUGUUUGUGUAUCAAUUGAUCGUCUAUAUGCAAUUAUUCGACCUAUGGAUGUACGAACAGCAUCUUCAGCAUUUCGUUAUUCAUUAAUAAUCGCAUCAUGGAUUAUUUCAAUGACAUUUGCUUCUGCUCAAUUAUAUUUACGAGAUAUUGAAACAAUACGAGGAAUGCCUAUAUGUGGUAAUCGAUCUGAUGUUCAAAAUUGGAAUGCAUAUGUUUAUUUUCUAUUUAUUUCACUUUAUCUUGUUCCAUUAAUUGUUAUGACUGUAUCAUAUAUUAUUAUAAUUGUAAUUAUAUGGAAAAAAAGUUCAGUUAAAAUUAAAGAUGAAUUACCACAUGAACGAAAUGGAAAAUCUAAAAUUCGUCGACUUAUUGCAUCGAAAGCAUCAAAUUCAAAUGCAACGAACAUAGGUGAUCAUCAAAUUGAAUCAAGUAUUCGUAAUGUAAGAUCAUUAGGUGUUAUACCAAGAGCAAAAAUAAAAACUGUUAAAAUGACAUUAGUCAUUGUUAUUGCUUUUACUGCAUGUUGGUCACCAUAUUUUCUUCUUAUGAUAAUGAAUUCACUUAAUUUAAUUCAAAAUUAUCUUCUUAUUCGUGUCACAUCAUCUUUAUGUUAUAUGAAUUCAUUAGCUAAUCCACUUAUUUAUUGGCUUUUUGUAACUAAUUUUUGUCUUCGAUGCAGAGAAAAUUAUGGUUGUAAUCAAUUACUAAGAACAACAUUAAUACCCAAAGAACAAAAUACAGGAGUUUGUGCUUUAUCUGAAGCUCGUUAUAGUAUUGGUAGUGCUAAACAACCACGUCGACGUUCAAGUGAAUAUCAUCGUGCACAUAAUCCACGUACACCAACAGUUUCAAUACCUGUACCUCGUCAAUCAAAUUAUCGUACACCACCAACAUCAUCUUAUGCUCGAGCAAGUAAACGUAUUGUUCAACAUCAAAAUUCACAAGCAUCACUUUUAUAUGCUUAUCAAUAUCAUCAUUAA